Messenger RNA from Panicum virgatum (switchgrass), 1790 nucleotides. Its product is annotated as peroxidase 2-like. Gene Ontology annotation, molecular function: heme binding; peroxidase activity. Gene Ontology annotation, biological process: hydrogen peroxide catabolic process; response to oxidative stress. The coding region runs from base 65 to 1594 and encodes 509 amino acids. Gene Ontology annotation, cellular component: plasmodesma; plant-type cell wall. The transcript is spliced from 2 exons. Lineage: Eukaryota; Viridiplantae; Streptophyta; Magnoliopsida; Poales; Poaceae. The record is from RefSeq and is a predicted model, not a curated record.
UCUGGUGUGAGAUCGAGACAGACAGAGACGCGACCAUCAUCAUCAGCUAAGCGAGCAAGCAACCAUGGCUAACCUUGCGCUCCCACUAAUAACCUUGCUUGCGCUCCUGGGGUCCGCGGCGUGCCAAAACAUGAUCUCUUAUCCUCCAAGCCAGAGCCCACUGGGUUUUAACCAACCUACCAAUAAUCCUCCGAGCCCAAGCCGGCCCGCUAUUCCUCAGCCUAGCCCCGGUCCAGUGGGAGUGACGGCUUAUCCACCAAGUCCAAGUCCAUUGAGCUCAACUCCAGCACCACCACUAGCUUAUCCUCCCAACCCAAGCCCUCCCAUUUAUUAUCCACCUAGCCCGAGCCUAGUGACCUCGACUCCACCUGCAAAUCCUCCCAGUGCAAGUCCUUUUAACCCAUCAAUCCCGCCUACUUACCCCCCCAACACGAGUCCAAGUCCAACCACCUACCCUCCGAGCACUAGUCCGGGUCCAAUGGCUUAUCCUCCGAGGGCAAACCCACCAACAAUGUAUCCUUCACCAAGCCCAAGCCCAAGCCCAAGCCCAAGCCCAAGCCCAAGCCCAAGCCCAUCAACCCCAAUUCCAUCCACCUAUCCGGCUCCAAGCCCUAGCCCAAUCUCGUCUAGCUCAAUAUCAAGUCCACCCAAUUACCCUCCUAGUAGUACUAGUCUAAGCCCUGGCCCAAGCCCGGCUCCAUCAGGGCUUAGUGUCGGUUACUACAGGUACUCGUGCCCCAAUGCGGAAGGCAUCGUCAGGGAGGCCGUGAAGAACGCCACAGCCAGUAACCCUGGCACGGGCGCCGGCCUCAUCCGUUUGUUCUUCCACGACUGCUUCGUUGAGGGGUGCGAUGCUUCUGUUCUCCUCAACACAACCGGCUCCGCCCAACCCACGGAGAGGGCCAGCGCGCCCAACCUGAGCCUGCGCGGCUUCGAGGUGAUCGACGCGGCCAAGGUGGCGCUCGAGGACGCCUGCCCCGGCGUCGUCUCGUGCGCGGACAUCGUCGCCUUCGCCGGCCGCGACGCCACCUACUUCCUCAGCGGCAACGCGGUCGACUUCGACAUGCCGGCGGGGCGCUACGACGGCCGAGUGUCGCUCGACAGCGAGGCCCUCGCCAACCUGCCGCCGCCGUUCGCCAGCCUGCAGCAGCUCAAGGACAUGUUCGCCGCCAAGGGGCUCGACACCGAGGACAUGGUCACGCUCUCCGGCGCGCACACCGUCGGCCGCUCCCGCUGCUCGUCCUUCUCCGACCGCCUCCCGCCCAACGCCUCGGACAUGAACGCCACGCUCGUCGCCUCGCUGACCGAUCAGUGCGGCGGCGGCGGCGACCAGACGGUGCCGCAGGACUUCGUGACCCCCAACGGCCUGGACAGCCAGUACUACAGGAACGUGCUCAACCACGAGGUGCUGUUCGGGUCGGACGCCGCGCUGCUGGCGUCGAACCAGACGGCUGGCAUGGUGAGAGACAACGCGUUCACGCUGGGGCUGUGGGAGGCCAAGUUCAAGGCGGCGAUGGUGAAGAUGGGCCGCGCCGGAAUCAAGACCAGCACCAACGGCGGCGAGAUCAGAAAGAAGUGCUGGAUGGUCAACUAAGUACCCGCUACUAAUCGGAAGGUUUGCUGUGAUCACGUACUACUGCUUCAUCAUGCACGCCACAUUAAAUUAUGGUGCCUGCAUGUGAUUGAGGAUUAUAGAACACCGUUUAUACAAUUUUUUUUCAACCACCAACUGUACAUGUACAUGUCAUAGAACACACAUAUACAAAUUAUAAUGAAUUUUAAUUAUUUUU